GGAGAUAAAACCGUAAUAGUUUUGAGUAUAUAAAUGGUAAAUGAUGUUGUCUUCUGGGUCAAAUAUAACACUGCAGUGCUUCGAGUGAAUGCAUCAAAACAAUCAUGAAAGGAAUUGUUAUUCUUACCUUGUUCGCCAUUUUGGCUACCGCCUGCGCCAACUCUGAUGUCACCCCUGAGACACUCAGAAGACUGUGUAGAUAUCAUGGGGACGAUUGGCUUAUUCCCAAUGUUGAUGACUGCACCAAAUUUUACAACUGUGCUCACGGCGAACCAAUCGAGCAGUCUUGUUAUCCUGGAUUAGUAUACAACGCUGUUAAUAGAAAUUGUGACUAUCCACAGCACACUGCUUGUGCCACAGCCAUACGUCCAGCACCUCCUGGUUAUGAGUAAACCUAUAAAUGUCUAAAAAUAUUCUUAAUAUUCACUGCUAUCUAAUUUGCUCCGUAAAAUUUGUAUAAUAUGAUGUGGAAUACUUCCAAUAAAGUAAAACUGCAAAGUAAA
Molecule: messenger RNA, 503 nt
Organism: Agrilus planipennis (emerald ash borer)
Lineage: Eukaryota; Metazoa; Arthropoda; Insecta; Coleoptera; Buprestidae
Product: peritrophin-1-like
Exons: 3
Coding region: 105-392 (95 amino acids)
Cellular component (GO): extracellular region
Molecular function (GO): chitin binding
Source: RefSeq, a predicted model, not a curated record